This is a messenger RNA of Colletotrichum higginsianum IMI 349063, 2151 nucleotides long. Its product is annotated as Elongation factor Tu GTP binding domain-containing protein. Gene Ontology annotation, molecular function: GTPase activity; GTP binding; translation release factor activity. The record is from RefSeq and is a predicted model, not a curated record. Gene Ontology annotation, biological process: nuclear-transcribed mRNA catabolic process, deadenylation-dependent decay; translation; translational termination. Lineage: Eukaryota; Fungi; Ascomycota; Sordariomycetes; Glomerellales; Glomerellaceae. Bases 1 to 2151 code for a protein of 716 amino acids. Gene Ontology annotation, cellular component: translation release factor complex. The transcript has 3 exons.
AUGUCGAACCUCAACUCGUGGGAAGACGACCCUUCGGCCCAGGACGAUAACCUGUCGCGCCAGGCCCAGCAACAGCUCAACCUCAACCAGCAGCAGAACCCCCAGGCCGGCGCCUUCCGUCCUGGAGCGUCCUCCUUCACCCCUGGAGUUCAGGCAUUCCAGCCCGGUCAGCAAUACGGCGGUUACGCUCCCCAAUACCAGCAGUACUACAACCAGGGCUACGGCGGUGCCGCUGGUGCUGCUGGUGCCGGUGGCUUCCCCCAGUAUGGUGGUCAGGGCCAACAAGCCUUCAACCAAUAUGGACAGGGCAACUAUGGUGGCUACGGCCAGCAGGGCUAUCAGCAAGCCUACGGCCAGGGCUACCCCCAGUACGGCCAACAGCAGCAACAACAACAACAAAACCAGCCUAAGCCCGCCCCUACCAUCGCCAAGCGCCCGGCUGAUGCCACGGCAUCCGGCUCCGAUGUGCCCGCGUCUCAGUCUCAGCCUACAGUAAAGAAGGAGGGCGGUGCCAAGGUCUUGAGUAUCGGUGGCGAUGCCCCCAAGCCCAAAGCCAAGGUCCUUUCCAUCGGUGGCACUGUUCCGCCUAAGAAAGAAGAGAAGAAAGAGGAGCCUACAAAGGCGGCCGCUGGCGCUGAGGCUGGAGCCAAGGCUACGGCGACCAAGGCGAUCGAGAAGACGGGAGCUUCCACCACUAAGUCUGGCAAGACCUCCCCCUCUCCCUCAUCCGGCCGCUCGAGUCCCUCUGAGGGUGACAAGAAGGCCGCCGUGAGAGACGUCGAUGCCGUCCAGAAGGAGCAGACUGCCGACGUUGAUGAGGCGACCCUCAAGGAGAUCUACGGAAAGGAGCACGUCAACAUUAUUUUUAUCGGCCACGUCGACGCAGGAAAAUCCACCCUGGGCGGUUCCAUCCUCUACAACACGGGAAUGGUUGACGAGCGGACAAUGGAAAAGUACAAAAAGGAAGCCAGGGAACUCGGUAACCCGUCUUGGUACCUCUCCUGGGUCAUGGACUUGAACAAGGAGGAAAGAUCCCAGGGUAAGACGAUCGAGGUCGGCAGAGGCUACUUUGAGACCGAGGUGCGACGAUACAGUAUUCUCGACGCACCGGGCCAUAAGACCUACGUGCCCAACAUGAUUGGUGGUGCCUCGCAGGCUGACGUUGGUAUCUUGGUCAUUUCCGCCCGUAGGGGUGAGUACGAGACCGGGUUCGAGCGUGGUGGCCAGACCAGAGAGCACGCCAUGCUUGCUAAGACUCAGGGUGUCAACAAGCUGAUUGUUGCCAUCAACAAGAUGGACGACGCCACCGUCGAGUGGUCGCACGAGCGAUACCAGGAGUGCACGUCCAAGCUGUCCCAAUUCCUCAAGGGCACCGGCUACAACCUGAAGACAGACGUAUUUUUCAUCCCCGUCGCCGCCCAGCAGUCGAUCAACAUCAAGGAGAGGAUUCCCAAGGGGACGGCCGACUGGUACGAUGGCCCCUCAUUGCUUGAGUACCUCGACGGUAUGAAGGCUCUGGAGCGCAAGGUCAACGCGCCUUUCAUGAUGGCCGUCUCAGGCAAGUACCGCGACAUGGGCACCAUGAUUGAGGGCAAGAUCGAGGCGGGUGUAAUCAAGAAGGGCAUGUCCCUCGUCAUGAUGCCCAACAAGCAGAGCGUGGAUGCCUCGGCCAUUUACGGCGAGACUGAAGAGGAGGUGCAGGUUGCGCAGUGCGGCGACCAGGUUCGCAUCCGUCUCAGAGGCAUUGAGGAGGAAGAUAUUAUGCCAGGAUUCGUCUUGUGCUCGCCCAAGCGCUUGGUGCACAACGUGCAGACUUUUGAGGCGCAGAUCCGCAUCCUGGAGCUGAAGAGCAUUUUGUCGGCAGGGUUCAACUGCGUGCUGCACGUCCACGCCGCCAUCGAAGAAGUGACUUUCGCCGCUUUGCUACACAAGCUGCAAAAGGGCACCAACCGCAAGAGCAAGCUGCCGCCUUCGCACGCAAAGAAGGGCGACAGCAUUAUCGCUCGUCUGCAAGUCAUUGGUGGUGCCGGCUCGGUGUGCAUUGAGAAGUUCGAGGACUACCCGCAAAUGGGUCGCUUCACCCUCAGAGACCAGGGACAAACCAUUGCCAUUGGCAAGAUCACGAAGCUGAUCACUGAUGAAACGUCUUAA